AUGCUAUCGUCGACUCGAGUUAAUUCAACAAAAGAUUCAAUCAGUAUAGAUGAAGAUCCAUAUUCCCGAUUAAAAGAAGCGCCUUGGCUUGUUAGUAUCAGAAUCAAUGGUGUUCAUUACUGCACUGGAGCGAUAGUUAGUAAUAGUUGGGUUGUCACAUCAUCCCAAUGUAUUUUUAAUAUCCGAGAUAUGAUACCAAUGGUUACAAUACAAACUUGUGACCUGAAUCUUUAUAUAGUGACUGAGACUUCUUUACACAGUCCGUACAGCAUAAAUAUAAGGCCGGAAUUGGAAAUCGCAAUGAUUAAAAUACUUGGAAUUUUUCAAUCUGACGGAUCUUGUCCCGUACAACGUAUACAAAUAGAUAAUUCGCAUACAAUGUGA
Cotesia glomerata is the source of this 384-nucleotide messenger RNA. RefSeq names its product probable threonine protease PRSS50. The coding region runs from base 1 to 384 and encodes 127 amino acids. The transcript is spliced from 2 exons. Gene Ontology annotation, biological process: proteolysis. Gene Ontology annotation, molecular function: serine-type endopeptidase activity. NCBI's taxonomy places the organism in Eukaryota, Metazoa, Arthropoda, Insecta, Hymenoptera, Braconidae. The record is from RefSeq and is a predicted model, not a curated record.